Dentiscutata erythropus is the source of this 139-nucleotide messenger RNA. The record is from the annotation of a GenBank genome assembly. Lineage: Eukaryota; Fungi; Glomeromycota; Glomeromycetes; Diversisporales; Gigasporaceae.
UUCAAAAGAACCGGGUAGUAGCCCUUUCACACCUAAAAAAGCCAAGCUGGAUUCAAACCGUAACCAACGUGCACCACUCAAAGCCUCAGCGGAAUCAAAGCACUGGCUAAACGGACCACUCAAAGCGGGCAAAGGAUAG